Molecule: messenger RNA, 2025 nt
Organism: Python bivittatus (Burmese python)
Lineage: Eukaryota; Metazoa; Chordata; Lepidosauria; Squamata; Pythonidae
Source: RefSeq, a predicted model, not a curated record
CAGACACACACAGGCUCGGACAUGGCCGUCUUCUGCCUGCUCUGUGGGAAGCGCUUCCAAACGCAGACAGCCCUGCAGCAGCACAUGGAGGUGCAUGCUGGCGUGCGAAGCUACAUCUGCAGCGAGUGCAACCGCACAUUCCCCAGCCACACGGCCCUCAAAAGGCACCUACGCUCCCAUACAGGCGACCACCCGUACGAGUGCGAGUUCUGCGGUAGCUGCUUCCGAGAUGAGAGCACUUUGAAAGGACACAAGCGCAUCCACACCGGGGAGAAGCCCUACGAGUGCAACGGCUGCGGCAAGAAGUUCAGCCUCAAGCAUCAGCUGGAGACCCACUACAGGGUCCACACGGGCGAGAAGCCAUUUGAGUGCAAACUCUGCCACCAGCGGUCCCGAGAUUACUCCGCCAUGAUAAAACAUCUCAGGACCCACAACGGAGCCUCGCCGUACCAGUGCACCAUCUGCCUGGAAUACUGCCCCAGCCUUUCCGCCAUGCAGAAGCACAUGAAAGGCCACAAGCCGGAGGAGAUUCCAGCAGACUGGAGGAUAGAGAAGACCUAUCUCUACCUGUGCUAUGUCUGAAGGGACAAGUGGAGAAAAGAAGCUGGAAGGGACUAGACAGAAUCAACCCCUGGAUUGCUCCCUUUCCUUCUCUUUUUCUCUCCCAAUUUUCUUUCUUUUUGCUUUCAGUUCUAUUCAUCCAGGAUUUGCUGACCCAUUUCUUUUCCAGCUUCCAUUGUCCUUAAGGUUGCAAGGAGUGAGUGGGGCAGGGAGAUAUGAGAGGGAGGGGAGAAACCCCAUUGAGCUCCCUGAAAGGAUCCCCCGAAAGCAUGUCCUGUCCAACCUAUCUCCAGCCCUGGCCAGCUGUGAAGUUGUCUUGCAUGGUGGCCAUGUCCCCCUGUGUGCCUCGUGGCUCUGGGCUUCGUCUGGCCCUUGGUGCUCCAUGGGGGGGAUGGCCAAUUUCUCUCUGUCAUGGUGUAAGCUGAGAUCCAAUCAACCCCCUGCAUUGCUGCCUUGGUUUCCCAAGGAUCCUUGGGAAUUAUAGUGUCAUGAGGAUUCUCUCUUGGGUUCCUUUUGUUUCGCUCCAAUGCCAAUCCCUAACAUAUCCACAGUUCCCUUGGAAGUGACAAGUUCCCAAGCAGGAUGCAGUUUUCUGCACGUGCAUCCUGCAAAUUCCCCAAAUUUUCACCCUCUUGUCCUCACUGGUUCCUUUGACUUAGCUGCCAAAUCCAAGCACAUCUUUGGGAGAGAUGGAACAUUUGGAGAGCAGGACAUCCAUGAAGUUCUGUGGUGCCACAGAGGGUGGUGGAGGGAAGGUAUCAGGUGCCUCGGAGCAUCCUAGAUCCCACCUGGCAGCUGCUUGAGGAGAUGAAGGAAGUGUAGAGCGUGUCCUGGGGUUCUGAGGGCUUUCUGCUACGAAAGAGCAGUAGAAUUCAUGUGCACCCACAGCGCCAAACCUUUUCUCAUAGAUUCUGCUGACCACGUUUUGGCCUUUGCAGCUCAAAUGUUGGGGGUUGCUGCCUCAAAGAGCGUGACCCUGGAUGCCCUCAGAAUUUGCCUCCAGAUAUUCCCUGUGAGCUGCGACCCUUUCUUCUGACCAAAGACCAUUCUAUGCAUUUAUUUUUAUUUAUUUAUUUUUGAAGCAAGAGGGGAGAGGGAUGCGGAGGAGAGGCAGCGCACAUUUGCACAUUUGCUACCAUGAAUGGCCAGCCUUUUCUGAGCAGGGGAGAAAUCAAAAUGACAAGGCUUAGGGGAAACCCAGCAGCUGCUAGAGAAGCCCUGAUCUCACCCUCUGAGGCUUUGGGGAGCUCUGCGAAGCUCCCUGUUCUCAAGCACUUCCCCACUGACUUCUGUGGGGGGGAAAGGGCUGCUUCCUUCUAGUCAACAGCCUCUGCCCAACUCCCUCCUCUGUUUAGCUGCAAGAGAAAGUCCAUGGAAGUCUCAGCUCGCUCACGUGAAGCUGGAGAGGAUCUGGGCAUGGAUGGAUGGAUGGAUGGAUGGAUGGAUGGAUGGAUGGAUGGAUGG